AAUAAGGGGGGAAGACUGUCAUUCUUUUUUUUUUUCCUUUUUUCUUCCUUUCUUUACUACACAUAAUAUGGCAAGAGAGACUAAGUUUUACGACGUUUUGGGUGUUAGCCCUGAUGCUUCUGAAAGCGAACUCAAGAAAGCUUAUAGAAAAUUAGCCCUUAAAUACCAUCCUGAUAAGAACCCUGCCGCUGGUGACAAAUUCAAAGAAAUCUCUCAUGCUUAUGAAGUCCUUUCUGAUCCUGAAAAGCGUCAAAUGUACGAUCAAUUUGGUGAAGAAGGAUUGAACGGUGGUCCCGGUAUGGGUGGCAUGGAUGCUGAAGAUCUCUUCUCUCAACUCUUUGGUGGUGGAUUUGGUGGAGCUCGUCGUGGCCCCUCUGGUCCUCGUCGUGGUAAAGACAUGGUUCAUGCCCUGAAGGUCAGCUUAGAAGACUUGUAUAACGGAAAGACCAGCAAACUUGCACUUCAGAAACACAUUCUCUGUCCUAAGUGUGACGGAAAGGGAGGUAAAGAAGGUGCUGUGCAGAAAUGUAAGACAUGUCACGGUCAAGGUAUUCGCUUAAUCACACGUCAAAUGGGUGCCAUGAUUCAACAAUUCCAACAACCAUGUAACGACUGUCGUGGUACUGGUGAAAUCAUUGAUGAAAAAGAUAGAUGUGGUGGAUGUCAAGGAAAAAAGGUGAUUGGCGAAAAGAAGAUUCUUGAAGUUUUUAUCGAUAAAGGUAUGCGUGAUGGACAGAAGAUUACAUUCUCUGGUGAAGGUGAUCAAGCUCCUGGUAUUGUUCCUGGUGAUAUUAUCAUUGUCAUUGAUGAAAAGCCUCAUCCUCACUUUAAGCGUCAAGGCGAUGACCUUAUUUAUGAAGCCAAGAUUGACCUUUUGACCGCUCUUGCUGGUGGUAAAUUCGCUAUACCCCAUUUAGAUGACCGUGUCUUGGUUGUCAACAUUUUGCCUGGUGAAGCCAUUAAGCCUGAUCAACUCAAGGUUAUUCCUGAUGAAGGUAUGCCUGCCUACCGUACGCACACGCGUGGUCAUUUGUUUGUCAAGUUCACAAUUGAGUUCCCUCAACCCAACUGGACUUCACCUGAAAACAUUGCUGCUCUUGAAAGUGUCUUGCCUCCUCGUCCUCAAUUGCCUUCAUUUGGUGAUAAGCAUGUUGAUGAAGUUGUUAUGGCUGAUGCUGAAGGUUAUCAAUCUAGCUCUAGACAAGGUUCAAAUGCCCAUAUGCAUGAUGGUUAUGAAGAUGAAGACGACCAUCAUGCUGGACCCGGUGUCCAAUGCGCUCAACAAUAAUAUUACUUUUAUGUACAGAGAUAAUAAAUUCCUUUUUUCUUUCUUUCUACUUGUAUCCCCUACUACAGUAGUUUGAACAAGCUGAC
Gilbertella persicaria is the source of this 1374-nucleotide messenger RNA. RefSeq lists its product as uncharacterized. Gene Ontology annotation, molecular function: Hsp70 protein binding; ATP binding. Gene Ontology annotation, cellular component: cytosol; nucleus; cytoplasm. The record is from RefSeq and is a predicted model, not a curated record. Lineage: Eukaryota; Fungi; Mucoromycota; Mucoromycetes; Mucorales; Choanephoraceae. The transcript is spliced from 2 exons. Gene Ontology annotation, biological process: protein refolding; response to heat. Bases 68 to 1288 code for a protein of 406 amino acids.